Messenger RNA from Sphaeroforma arctica JP610, 1152 nucleotides. RefSeq lists its product as hypothetical. The transcript is spliced from 2 exons. The record is from RefSeq and is a predicted model, not a curated record. Lineage: Eukaryota; Ichthyosporea; Ichthyophonida. The annotation marks the transcript as partial.
CUCACAGGCAGCCGGCUGGAAAUGGUUCCCCGAAUCCCAAGGACUCGUCACAGGGGUUACUGUGGCUGGGUUUGGCCUGGGAGCCUGUAUUUUCAACCCCAUUCAAUCGUGGUAUAUCAAUCCCGAUGGACUGUCCUGUGAGUACGGAUGCCCUCGAGAAGUCACCGACCGCUUGCCUGACCUGCUACGCUUACUGGCCACGGUGUAUGUCUGUAUACAGAUCCUCAUGUGCUUCUUUAUAUGCAACCCCCCCGUGACAGACAACGCGCUGCAUGCCAACCACACAGCCAGCGGUAGUGAUAGCUAUGGUACAUACCAGGCCAUUCCCACAGACGAUGGGCACGGCAACUCAUCCCUGCACCAGCCCACCGACCCCGCAAAUACCAGGACCACCGCCCCACCUGAAAAAGACGAUGACGAAGAAGUCAUUGUCCACUACCGCGCAGGCAGUAAAGUGUUUGACCUGGACCAGCCUAUCCUCGCGCUGGCGCCGUCCAAGGUGUUUGUGUCGCGCGAUUUUGUGCUACUUUACCUCUGCUUUGGCUUGUGUGGCUGGGGGUCGACCUUUGUGUCUGCCAAUUGGAAGUUGUUCGGAAACUCGCCCGAGGGAGCGCACAUUUCCUCGGACUUGUUUCUGUCGAGCGUUGGGGCGUGUGCGAGUAUAUUUAACGCUUUGGGCCGUAUUGUAUACGGCCGGUUGUUUGACUUCUACGGGUUCAGGAGGACGGCGACGGCGCUGACGAGCGUGUUCACAUUCCUGUUGCUAACCUUUUAUUGUACGAGGUUUCUGGGCAAGGCAGCCUUCUUCGCCUGGGUGUGCGGUCUCUUCUCCUCGCUCGGGGGAGUGUACGCGAUCUUUCCAGGGUCUGUAGUGAAGAAGUGGCCCUACAAGCCAGGAGUUAUUUAUGGCGUUUUAUUCACAGCCAACAUAGUUGUGACGGUGGCUGGUUCCAUCGUAGCUCCCAUUGCUUUGACUAGACUAGGCUGGGCGAGCACAAUGAUUGGGUGUGGAGCUGGAUCUCUAGCCUUAGCUUUGCUUCUUAUAGUUGUGUAUCUUGGUAAUUCCAUGGAUGCGACCUCCAAAAAGAAAUAGUAGUAGCGAGGAUAUGUAUAUAUAUAAAUAAUAAAAGUAAAAGGUUAUGAAUGUAAGCG